AUGGAAAAGGAAUCUAAGCUAGUUCCAUUUUUGUUUCUUCUUUCGUUCAACGCGCUUCAGUUUUCAACAUACGUUUUAAAGUUACCACCGCUAUUUCUUCUCAGCAAGGGUUUUCUAGGACUUGUGUUUUUGGGCGGAUUUUUAAGGCUCGUUAGGGGAGAUAGGUCAUCAAAGCUACGGGAACGUUUUCAUACUGACCUGUUCACUUCUGACACAGUGGACAGGGUAGUCAAGUUUCUUUCAAGGAAAGUCAAUCUUGUAUUUGUUCAAACGAAGUCCGUUGUGCUUUGGGACGACCCUGUGAAGUCUUUGUACUCUCUAGUAGUCUUGUAUCUACUAAGUGAGCUUCUUAAAGUCGUACCCUCGGUUCUUGUCGUUUUUGUUCUCGUUUGGGUAUUCUUUUUAUACUUUUACAUGAACGAGUUCUUGAGAAAGAAUGUCUACACUCACUUCGAGCCUUAUGUAAAAGAGUUUGUAAAUUUCAUGUAUAAAAUGUACAACAGCGUGCCAAGGCUGAAUGAAAACAAAUUACUGUAA
This is a messenger RNA of Theileria annulata, 537 nucleotides long. RefSeq lists its product as uncharacterized. NCBI's taxonomy places the organism in Eukaryota, Apicomplexa, Aconoidasida, Piroplasmida, Theileriidae. The coding region runs from base 1 to 537 and encodes 178 amino acids. The record is from RefSeq and is a predicted model, not a curated record. The transcript has a single exon.